AUGAAGAUGACGAUUGAAGCUCUUCUCCUCAUUGUUGCUGCUCUCCAGGAUCACAGAGUUGCUGCAGAUGGAUAUCCACUGGAUAUGGCACUGAAUUCAGUUGAUGAUCAGUAUGAGGGAUGCACAGAGAAAAUGGCAGAUCUGGUGAAAGCUAAAUAUCUUGAGAAAGAAACGUCUUGGAUAAACGUUGCAAACUACAAUUACAAGACACCAGAAGAUAACUUGACCCAGAAUCAUUCAGCUGCCAUCUAUACGUACACUAACUCAGAUGUUAAAGUGCAUCGUAACUUCAAUAGGGAUGUGCUUAGUGGUAAAGAGAAAUACAAAACUGACGUAUUCUUAUGGUAUUCACUUCACUUUCUGUUAACUGAAGCCAUUCAGAUACUAAAGAAAACACAAAAUGGAUGCUUUGCAACCUACCGUGGGACAAAUCUUCACUUUGACAGGAACGUCCUGAACAAAAAGAUUCGUCUUGGCUUUUUUGCGUCCUCGACUUUUGAUCGCAACAAAGCAGAAAGUUUUGGGAAUGUGUCUUGUUUUGAGAUCCACACUUGCGAAGGGGCUGAUAUUUCCAAAUAUUCGAAGUUUGCUCUUGAGGAAGAGGUGCUGAUCCCUCCGUAUGAGACUUUCAGAGUCUCUGCUGUCAAAACUAGGACAAUUGAAGACAAUCUCUGGUGUGAAAAUGUGUAUAUGCUGGAAAGCACUGGAAAAAAUAGUGCCCUGAACUGCGCGUUGGUAAACAGGGGAGAUGAUAAAUUACUUUAG
This is a messenger RNA of Danio aesculapii, 765 nucleotides long. RefSeq names its product ecto-ADP-ribosyltransferase 5-like. NCBI's taxonomy places the organism in Eukaryota, Metazoa, Chordata, Actinopteri, Cypriniformes, Danionidae. The record is from RefSeq and is a predicted model, not a curated record. The transcript has 2 exons. Gene Ontology annotation, molecular function: NAD+-protein-arginine ADP-ribosyltransferase activity; NAD+ poly-ADP-ribosyltransferase activity. The coding region runs from base 1 to 765 and encodes 254 amino acids.